UAAUGGCUACAUCAAAGCCAACUAUGUUGGAGAAGCUUGUAAGAAAUCUUGCUGUUUUAUAUCGUUACCACAUUGUGCAAAAAGGGCCGCGUCGUAUGGAAAUGCUUAAAAAGGUUUGGGAACGUGAACUGGCUCCACCAACGCCAAAAGAUUGGCCUCAGAUCAAACAAGAUUUUGCACUUUUGGUCAAAAAAAUCGAGACUGAGGCUUAUCGCGAGUUGAAAGUUAAGGAAUUUUUGGUUUAUUCUUUUGUUGGUUUGGAAGUUUUCCUUUGGUUCUUUGUUGGAGAGCAAAUUGGUCGGUGGAACAUGUCAGGCUAUGUUAUCCCAGCAACCUAUCUUGACCCGAAAGCAGUUAAAUUUAUGAAGAACUACAAGCCUGAAGACAAGACCGAAUUGGCUUAA
This is a messenger RNA of Meloidogyne enterolobii, 404 nucleotides long. The record is from the annotation of a GenBank genome assembly. Lineage: Eukaryota; Metazoa; Nematoda; Chromadorea; Rhabditida; Meloidogynidae.